CAAUGCGCAACAUUCAAGUACGCAUGAUCAUACUUUUGAUAAGAAAGAGAUGAGAAGAGAAAGAGAAUGAAAGAUUACAAAUGAAAUAAAAGAUCUUUAUAAAAAGAAAGAGGAGAAAGACGAUAGAAUCCAAAAUGGAAGAAUGUAAGGUUACGAUCAGCUAAACAGACAAUGCAUUUUUUAAUGUUAAUAAAAUAUUAAAAAUAUUAAUAAAAAAUGAAAAAAUAAAUUAGUUUUAUAAAUAACAGGAUUGAAAAUGUCUCAGACAUAUUCUCAAACUAAAAUCGAUCAGUUCUACAAUGUUGUUUAUAAUAAAAAUAACAGAUAUGGAUUACAGAAAUCAAUAAAGAGUUCACAAAACCAGCCUUGCAACAACAAUAUUCGUCGCAAGAAGCUAAAUCUUUUAGAAAACUGCUCAAAAAAGUGUAACUUUGUUGAAAGUGAAGUGCAAAUAAUUGCCAUGAAAACUCCAACAAAAAGUAGUAAUUUAAAGAGAACAUCUUCGUUACACCCAGACAGCUCUCCAAAAAAAUUUAAGCUUGAUAAUCAGGUUGAAAAUGGAAUAAUACCUUUAAAUAAAUGUCAAUUAGCAUCAUUUAAAAAGUCUAGUAUGUCUCCAGAAUCACCAAAAAAACAUAAUAGCUUCACUCCUAAAAAAAGUCCAGAAAAAAAAAGCAUGUUGAACGAUAAUAAACCAUUAUCUCCACGAAAGUUAUUUUUUGCCGAUAGAAUUGAUAUUCAAAUUUUAACACAGGCUAUAGAAAGUUUGAAUCUGUAUAGACAAAAUAGCAUUAGUUUAAAUGAAUUUGAUCUUGAAAGCAUUUAUAGAAGUAAAGAAUUUAGUUUUAUAUACAGUGAUAAUAUUACCCAGAAUACAGAAAAAUUUUUGAUCGAAGAUAUUAUUUUUGCUAAAGAGAAAUAUGCAGAUCAUUUUCUAAUGGUUGUUAUGGAUGUGUUUGCAAAUCCUGUAAAUUGUGGUUAUUUUUUAAGAAAAGAACUUGACUUGAUUUUUUCCAUGUUUACAUUGUCUCCUGAAGCCCAAAUGUUAUUUGUGAGGCUCUUAAAAAGAAAAUUAUCAUGGCACAGGUCCCGUCAUUUGAAGUAUCCUGAAAUUGCAGAUAAUUUAGAUCCUUUUUGCCAAGAACUGGCCAAAAAUGGAUUCUGUAACACUGAUUUGGAACUUAUUGAUAUAACAAUUUUACUUGAUAUGCUUCUGUUGGAUGAAGUUCGAAGUAUUUGCCAAAAAUUAAAAAUUGAUCAUCAUGGUAAUAAACCAAUAUUGAUUGAAAGACUUUCAAAAUAUGGUAGUACCUCAAAAUCUUAUUUUUUUGGUGCAAAAAGUCCUAAAUCUAUUUUAAGAUCAGCAACAUUGCAAAUUCUGCAGCCAUGUAUAUGUUUACCUCAAGAUAUUAUUGACCUAUUUAAUAGAGUACUAACAUUGCUACAUCCAGUACAAGAUCCUGCUGAAAGUUUUGCUGAUCUAUUUUUAACUUUGACCAAUGUUCACAAAGGGGAAUUAUUGUACCCAUUAGUCCCGAAAGAGCAAUUCUUUCCCAUAUUUAAAAACAGAUCUCAUUUAAUCAAUUACACUCGUAGUCGAAACGCUCUGAGAGAAGUUUUUGCAUGUAUUGAAAAGAAAGAAUGGAACAAAUUGAAAGACUUAGGACGGUUAGCUUUGGAAUAUAUAUCAAAUAAAGAUAAUAGUCACAUAACUAUGGAACUUCCUUUACAUAUAAAAAAGUUUAUGCCAGAAUAUAUAUGGCUCAAAGUUUUAUCAAAGACUAUUGAUGCAUUUAAAAAAUCUCCAGAAACUAUAUCAGAAGCUAUAAAUGGACUCAAAAUUUUAAUUAGUGAAAAGACAUUAUUGCAAAGUAGUUGUGGUCGUUGGUAUAAUGAAUUAGCACUAAUAGAAAUGCAUCAUAAAAAAGACUUAGAAACUAGUGCUGAAUUAACUUUGCAUGCAUUACGGCAAGAAACGUUGUCAGAAGUAGAUAUAUCAGGACUUAUAGAAAGAUUGAGAAAAUUGAUGAGAAGAAAGAAUGGGUUAUGUAAAGAAACAAAAACUGAAAUUCAACAAGCUCUGGAAAAUUUAGAAAGUCGUGGCUUACUUACAGUAACCAUUAAAACCAAAAACAUUAUGGCUAACAUGGCAAAUAGAGUUAACUCAAGUAGAAAAAGCACUUGGUCUAUCAAUAUAAAUGGGAAUGACAAGUUUUAUGGAAGUGUAGAGAUAUUAGCACUACAGCACUAUACUAGUGAAGAACAUUUCCAUGAAGGGUUACAUUGUGAAGGAUCUUUGCCAGUAAUUUUAUUUACUACACUUUUUUGGGAUGAAUUGUAUAACAUUUUUGUACCAGGAGCUUUUGUUUCACAUUAUCAAGAUGCUCCUUUAGAUCUUUUCACUGCCGACUUCUUUCCCAACAGAAAAAAAGCUCUUGAGAAAAAAAUAGAGUUUUUUAAACAACUUGAUCUAGAGUCAUUCAGUGAUUUAAUGAAUGAAAGAUUUUUAAGCUAUAAUAAAUACCAAUCAAUAAUGUCAACCUCUUUAUUUAAAAAUGAGAAGCAAUUCAAGGAAGUAGUUACUUGUUUAGGUAUUGAGGGAGUAAUAGGUAUAUGUGAAAAAUUAGCUUCCAAUUUUGUGCUGUGGAGAUCAGGAUUUCCAGAUCUUAUUGUAUGGAACAAAUUAAUUCAAAAAUGCAAAAUUAUUGAAGUGAAAGGGCCAGGUGAUAUUUUGUCAGAAAAGCAGAAAUUGUGGCUCCAAUACUUACAGAAAAUUGGAAUUGAUGUUGAAGUGUGCCAUGUUCAAGCUUUUGCCAGAGGUUCAAAGUGAGAUGCUGUUGAUCCAAACAGAUUUUUGUUUUUUGACUGAUAUACCUACUGCAUGCUAGAUAAUAUAACACUAACCAUAGUAUUAUAAAAAAAAUUAUAAUAAGCAUAUACAAGAACUUACUGAAAAUCUCUCGUGGCAGG
This is a messenger RNA of Phymastichus coffea, 2970 nucleotides long. Its product is annotated as fanconi-associated nuclease 1-like. Bases 257 to 2830 code for a protein of 857 amino acids. The transcript has 9 exons. Gene Ontology annotation, molecular function: 5'-3' exonuclease activity; 5'-flap endonuclease activity; flap-structured DNA binding. Lineage: Eukaryota; Metazoa; Arthropoda; Insecta; Hymenoptera; Eulophidae. The record is from RefSeq and is a predicted model, not a curated record. Gene Ontology annotation, biological process: interstrand cross-link repair. Gene Ontology annotation, cellular component: nucleus.